Molecule: messenger RNA, 303 nt
Organism: Pelobates cultripes (western spadefoot toad)
Lineage: Eukaryota; Metazoa; Chordata; Amphibia; Anura; Pelobatidae
Source: the annotation of a GenBank genome assembly
AUGUUCACACUGUGCUUUGUCUAUCGAUAUGCUCACACUGCGCUGUCUCUUGAUACGCUCACACUGCGCUGUGUCUAUCGAUAUGCUCACACUGCGCUGUGUCUAUUGAUAUGCUCACACUGCGCUGUGUCUAUCGAUAUGCUCACACUGCGCUGUGUCUAUCGAUAUGCUCACACUGCGCUGUGUCUCUUGAUACGCUCACACUGCGCUGUGUCUAUCGAUAUGCUCACGCUGCGCUGUGUCUAUCAAUAUGUUCACACUGCGCUGUCUAUUGAUAUGCUCACACUGCACUUUGUUUAUUGA